GAUUAUUAAGAUUGAUUUGGCUGGUAAUGAUUAGUUCAAAACUGCAAUCAUUUGAUGCUUGGGGCUGCGAGCUUAAUCGUGUUGGGUUCUGCAGUAACAUAGCAGUAGAGUUGAGACCAUGUUUUCAUGGAAUACUUAUUGUUUCAUUCAAAAACUAGCGUGACUUAAUAGUCUUUGAAGGGAUCACCUAACUUUUUGUUUGAACAUACUUGUGUUAAGCAUAAUUUUGUGUUUCAUUCAAGAAAGUUAUUCAUGAUGUGAUACACUUUAUUUGAGGCUAGAAGGCUUGUGCUUUAGUUCCCUUCUUGCAUUGUCUCCUCUUUCUCUGCUUUCAUGGAUGCCUUUGAGCUUUAGAUGCUGGCCCUACCAUUUUAGCUAUUUUUGGGUCUUUCAAUUUCAAUUGCUUUCUUGCUGAACCUUCUAGCCAUUCUUUGGAAGUAGAAUCCUUGUCCCUUGUGUUGACUAGCUAUUAUCUUUUUUAUUCCCAUGGUUUAACAUUGCUUCGUGGUAAGAGAGACGAAUCUCUUUAGUAGUUUAGUGAAUGAGAAGUGUCGGUAAAGUGCUUGUCUGCUGUACUGCCAGGGCCCUCAAAAAGGGUGAUCAAACAGGCUUCACAGUUUACAGUUCACACUGAGCAAUUUCGUGACGGCUUGGUUAUUUCUCAGAUGUAAUUUGGUGAUGCUGGGGCUUGUUUAGUCAUCUUGGUUUGAAGAUACCAGCCAUGGGUCAUCUGAAUUAUGGAGUCUCUCUUCCUCUACUGCUCCGUCUACAACUUUUGCUGCCACUACUUCUUCCUUUUGCUAUGGCAGAUAUAGCCUCUGAGAAGCAAGCACUCCUUGAUUUUGCCUCUGCAGUCUACCGUGGCAACAAGCUCAAUUGGAGUCCAAAUAUCCCACUGUGCUCAUGGCAUGGUGUCACAUGCUCACCAGAUCGAUCACAUAUAUGGGCCCUUAGGGUACCAGGGGCUGGUUUGAUUGGUACAAUUCCAGCUAAUACUCUUGGCAGGCUUGUGUCCCUCCAAGUUUUAAGCCUGAGGUCUAAUCGUUUGAGUGGAAGUCUUCCAUUGGAUGUUGCCUUACUUCCUUCUUUACAAGCCAUAUUUCUUCAGCACAACGAACUGUUGGGAGACUUGCCUUCAUUUUUCUCUCCAAGCCUCAAUACCCUCGAUCUCUCUUACAACUCCUUUACAGGACAAAUACCAUCAGGUUUGCAAAAUCUUACCCAAUUAUCUAUCCUGAAUUUAGCAGGAAAUUCCUUGUCCGGGCCAAUCCCUGACCUCAAACUUCCAAGCCUAAGACAGCUAAAUCUGAGCAACAAUGAACUAAAUGGUUCAAUUCCUCCCUUUCUCCAAAUAUUCUCAAAUAGCUCCUUCUUAGGGAACCCUGGAUUGUGUGGGCCACCUCUAGCUGAAUGCUCCUUUCUAUCUUCACCGACACCGUCACAAGUGCCUUUGCUUCCAUCAUCGCCACAUCGUGAGAAGAAGGCAGGCAAUGGCUUGAUAAUUGCCGCUGUUGUUGGGGGCUUUGUUAUAUUUCUGCUAGCUGCUGUGAUGUUCACUACGUGCUUUUCAAAGAGGAAGGAGAAGAAAGAUGAGGUGGGUUACAACAGUAAGGUGACUGAUGGUGCCAGGAUUGAGAAGCGCAAAGAAGAUGUCAGUAGUGGUGUCCAAAUGGCUCAUAAGAACAAGCUGGUAUUCUUGGAUGGAUGCAGUUACAACUUUGACUUGGAGGAUUUACUGAGGGCUUCUGCUGAAGUUCUUGGCAAAGGGAGUUAUGGAACUGCCUACAAAGCUAUACUUGAGGAUGGCACUAUUGUGGUAGUCAAGAGGCUAAAGGAUGUUGUGGCAGGAAAGAAAGAAUUUGAGCAGCAGAUGGAGCUCAUAGGGAGGGUAGGCAAACAUGUAAACAUUGCACCUAUUCGUGCUUACUACUACUCAAAGGAUGAGAAGCUUAUUGUUUAUGAGUAUAUUGCUACUGGCAGCUUCUCAGCUCUGUUGCAUGGUAUUAAAGGAAUUUGUGAGAAGACCCCAUUAGAUUGGAAUACCAGGAUGAAGAUUAUACUUGGAAUUGCACGUGGAAUCGAGCACAUCCAUGCAGAAGGUGGCUCCAAGUUCGCCCAUGGCAAUAUCAAGUCAGCCAAUGUCCUGCUCGAUCAAGGCCACAACCCAUAUGUCUCAGACUAUGGUCUUAGUGCUUUGAUGAGCCUUCCAAUCAACACCUCCCGGGUUGUUGCUGGUUACCGAGCUCCGGAGACCUUUGAAUCCAGGAAAUUCACACACAAGUCUGACGUGUACAGCUUUGGCGUCCUUCUCAUGGAGAUGCUGACCGGCAAAGCCUCUCUCCAGUCACAGGGGCAGGAUGACGUCGUUGAUCUACCAAGAUGGGUGCAUUCUGUGGUCCGUGAGGAGUGGACCGCCGAAGUAUUUGAUGUCCAGCUGAUGAAAUAUCCGAACAUAGAGGAUGAGCUGGUCCAGAUGCUCCAUAUUGCCAUGGCGUGCACGUCGUGGUUGCCAGACCGACGCCCAACAAUGGCAGAUGUGGUUCGGAUGAUGGAGGAGCUAGGCCAGUCUGCUUCCGAGAGCUGCACUCCCUCCAAUGGCAAUCCCAGGGAGACCAAUCCUCCAUCGGUGUGAAUUUCAGUCUAUAAUUUGUGUGAUUCUGAUCCGAAAUUGGUGAAUCCAUGACAUCGAUGAUAUCCUCUAUUGGCUUUAUGUGGUCCUGAAGCUUACACAUUAGAACCACACCGGCUGUAUGAUACGGCGUUGUAUCAUUACAGUUGUAAUGUUAUUCCCUGUUCAUGUUAAAGUUGUUAUUCCCUGUUCAUGUUAAAGUUGUUAACUGGGAGAUGUUAACAUUUCUUCCUACUCGGAUGCCUACUCAGAUGUCUGGUAAUUCUCUCAUUAGAAUAUGAUGUUUGUUGACA
Messenger RNA from Panicum virgatum (switchgrass), 2922 nucleotides. Its product is annotated as probable inactive receptor kinase At5g58300. Gene Ontology annotation, biological process: protein phosphorylation. The transcript is spliced from 3 exons. The coding region runs from base 722 to 2632 and encodes 636 amino acids. Lineage: Eukaryota; Viridiplantae; Streptophyta; Magnoliopsida; Poales; Poaceae. The record is from RefSeq and is a predicted model, not a curated record. Gene Ontology annotation, molecular function: protein binding; ATP binding; protein kinase activity.